This is a messenger RNA of Hyaena hyaena (striped hyena), 3181 nucleotides long. It is a transcript of the gene TELO2, whose product is annotated as telomere maintenance 2. Gene Ontology annotation, biological process: protein stabilization; telomere maintenance via telomerase. The coding region runs from base 225 to 2702 and encodes 825 amino acids. The record is from RefSeq and is a predicted model, not a curated record. The transcript is spliced from 21 exons. Gene Ontology annotation, cellular component: cytosol. Gene Ontology annotation, molecular function: Hsp90 protein binding; telomeric repeat DNA binding. Lineage: Eukaryota; Metazoa; Chordata; Mammalia; Carnivora; Hyaenidae.
UCCGCGGCAGAUUCGUCGUGAUCAGCCCGCUGGGCAGGCCUCGGAGGCUCGAGAAUCUCAGCGGCGGCUCUGCCAGCGCGCGGGGAGCUCGUGCUCCGCGGCCUCACGUUCUAGGCCGUGAGCCGCGUGCGGAACUGGGCCUCGGCGGCCGUGGCGAAUCGGCGCGGGGCGGCAGCGGCGGGGCGGGCCCUGAGCACGCCCGGGAGACUCCGGGACCGAGCGGGAUGGACCCAGCGGUCUCUGCGGUCCGGCUGGCCGUGCGGGAAGCAGUGCACACCCUCUCCUCUUGUGAGGAUGGCGGCCGCGUCCUUUCCACCUUGGAGUCCCUGAAGCGGUAUCUCGGUGGAGCGGAGAACCCCGCCCUUGCCGGGCAGCAGGAGGAGUUCGCCAGGGCGCACUUCUCCGCCUUCCUCCGGUGUCUCGUGGGCAGGCUGAGCCCAGGCUGGCUGGAGCUUGUGGCUGGCGGCGCGCUGGAGGAGCUGUGGGCCAGCUUCUUCCUGCAGGGCCCGGCCGACCAGGCCUUCCUGGUGCUGAUGGAGUCCGUCGACGGUGCUGCCGGGCCGAGCUUCCGUCUGAUGAAGAUAGCACGGCUGCUGGCCAGGUUCCUGAGCGCGGGCAGGAUGGCCGCCGUGAUGGAGGGCCAGUGCCGCCGGCUGACCGAGCCGGCCUCCCCCCUGCUCCAGGAGACGCUCCUCACCCAGGUGGUGGGCUUGCCCGACCGCCUGGGCAACCGUCUGCAGCGGGAGAACCUGGACGCGUUCCUGCCCCAGAAUUACUUCCCCCUGCUCGGCGAGGAGAUCGUGCGCGCGCUGCAGGCGGUGGUGGCCUCUCUCCGAGAUGGCUGGGACUGCUCCGUGUCCUUCCUGUCGCAGGUGCUCGGGAAAGCCUGUGUCCACGGGAGGCAGAAGGAGAUGCUGGGCGUGCUGGUGCCGCGGCUGACGGCGCUCACCCAGGGCAGCUGCCUCUGGCAGCGGGUCUGCUGGCGCCUGGUGGCGCGGGUGCCCGACCGGGCCGUGGAGGCGCUGCUGACGGCACUGGUGGAGGCCGCCUCCGGGCCUGAAGUCCUCUCGCGGCUCUUGGGGAGCCUGGUGAUGAAAAAUAAGAAGGCCCAGUUCGUGAUGACCCGGAAGCUUCUGUUCCUACAGUACCGGUACUCGACACCCAUGCUGCAGAGCCUGCUGGGGUACCUGGCCAUGGACAGCCAACGGCGCCCGCUCCUCAUGCAGGCACUGAAGGCGCUUCUGGAGACGUGGGGCAGCUCCAGUGCCAUCCGCCACGCGCCUCUGGAGCAGCAGCGCUACCUCAGCAAGGCCGUGCUCAUCUGCCUGGCGCACCUGGGGGAGGCGGAGCUCCAGGACAGCCGAGACGAGUUGCUGGCUAGCCUGAUGGCAGGCGUGAAGAACCGCCUGGAUAGCAGUCUGCCCGCUGUGCGCCGUCUGGGCAUGAUUGUGGCCGAGACUGCCAGCGCCCGGCUCCACCCCGAGGGGCCGCCCCUGAGGUUCCAGUAUGAGGACGACGAGCUGAGCCGUGAAAUGCUGGCCCUGGCGGCCCCCCAGCCUGCGGCCGACAGCGCUUUGGAGGCAAGCCCUGCUGUCGCUCCAGAGCCUGCAGAGACUCCCGGCGGAGGGAGCGUGGGCGGUGGCAUCCCGCAGGCCCCACCCGAGGGCUCAGGCUCUGACUUGGACAGUGACGAUGAGUUUGUCCCCUACGACAUGUCGGGGGACCAGGAGCUGAAGAGGAGCAAGGCGCCCACCUACGUGCGGGACUGCCUGGAAGCCCUGACCUCGUCCGAGGAUUGGGAGCGCUGGGAGGCGGCCCUGCGGGCCCUCGAGGGCCUGGUCGUCAGGAACCCGGCUGCUGCACGCGAGGUGAGCGUGGAGCUGGCCAAGGUGCUGCUGCAUCUGGAGGAGAAGACGAGCGUGGAGGGCUUCGAGGGGCUGCGCCAGAGAGGCCUGGUGGCCGUCGUGGUCACAGACCCGGCCCCGGUAGCGGAGUAUCUGACCUCACAGUUCUACGCCCUCAACUUCAGCCUCCGACAGCGCCUGGACAUCCUGGACGUGCUGACUCUGGCCGCCCAGGAGCUGUCUCGGCCGGGCCGCCUCCCCAGGGCCCCUCGGUGUGGUCCCCCGGGCCCUGCCCCCCUGCCCAGCAGCCCCGUGGCUCCCGCGUGGCGCGCGGUCGUGGAAGAGCGGAUCAGAAGCAAGACCCGGCGGCUGUCGCAGGGCUCCGUCAGGAGGACACAGGACGCUGGCCCCAACCAGUUCAACACGGUGGCCGGCUACUUCUUCUUCCCGCUCAUUCAGCACUUCGACAGACCUCUGGUGACCUUUGACCUUUUGGGAGAAGACCACCUGGUUCUCGGGAGGCUGGCCCACACCUUGGGGGCCCUGAUGUACCUGGCUGUGAACACCUCGGUGGCUGUGCCCAUGGGCAAGGCCCUUCUGGAGUUCGUGUGGACUCUUCGCUUCCACGGUGACGCCUACGUGCGCCGGGGCCUGCUGUCCGCCGUCUCCUCCGUCCUCCUCAGCGUUCCAGCCGAGCGACUGCUGGCCGACCUGCCAGACGAGCUGCUGGAAGCCCGGCCCUGGCUGGCAGACGUGGCCGAAGGGGACGCAGAUGAGGACUGCAGGCUGCUGGCCGCCAAAGCCCUGCUGCUUCUGGAGAAGCUCAGAGACCGACUGCUCCCGCUCGCUUCUCCGUAGUCCUCGCUGGAGAGGGGGCCUCGGCCCUGCGUCCACCGACGGGCCACCUGAAUGUGGUGGGGGGGGUCCCAGGGAGGGAGGGGCUGCUGGGGCCCCUACGGGCUGAUUCUCAGUGUGUCCCCAAGCCCCUUCCUCACCGGAACGCAGAAAACUUUAAAAAGCAACAAAAAGGAAGAAUAAAAAGGAGCCACAGGUUCUCAGCCCCACUCCUCGGGGCUCCCACUGCUCCGGCAGGGUCUGCGGUGCCUCAGUGGGCCUCCCGAGGGGGACACGGCUUGGCAGCUGGUGGAACGGCUGGGGGCGGGAGAGCCUAAGGUCCCCCUGCCUGCACAGACGCGCCUCGAGGCCAGUUUCUCCCGGUGGGGGCUGGUGACGGGACGCCCAUGUGGACAGAGCCUCGUGCAGAGAACCCGCCCCCCGUCAGCCACCACGUCCCUGGGCAAGGCCGCCUGUGUCUGUUCCAGCGGACACCUCGCCUG